Molecule: messenger RNA, 628 nt
Organism: Plasmodium reichenowi
Lineage: Eukaryota; Apicomplexa; Aconoidasida; Haemosporida; Plasmodiidae
Product: ubiquitin-conjugating enzyme, putative
Exons: 2
Source: RefSeq, a predicted model, not a curated record
GAACCUAACCGAAAUUCGGGCUUUUAUAAAGGAGCAUGUAAACACCAUAUAUAAUAACCAGGAUUCUAUCUUUGAAACUGGCACUGCAAGUUCUUCUGCCCACUUACCUACGGAAGAAAAAACUGUUACAGAAAAUACAUCUAAUCUUGCAGAUACUUCUAAUAAUUCAGAAGGAUUAACAUUAGGUGGGUUGUCUAAAAGAAGAUUAGAAAAGGAGAGACUAGAGUUGUUAUCACAAAAAGAAAAUACCAUCAAACUUUUACAAGAACAUGCAGAUAAAUGGAUAAUUCAAAUUACAGGGGCAGAAAAUACCCUGUACUCAAAUGAAACCUUCCAGAUGCAGUUUAAAUUUACAGAAAAGUAUCCAAUAGAGAGCCCGGAAGUUAUUUUCUUAGGACAACCACCAAUACAUCCACAUAUAUACAGCAAUGGACAUAUAUGUCUUUCCAUUUUAUAUGAUCAUUGGUCUCCUGUUCUUUCAGUUAAUUCAAUUUGUUUAUCCAUUAUAUCCAUGUUAUCAAGUUGUAAAAAGAAAAGAAAACCUCUUGAUGAUAUUUUAUACUGUUCAACAGGACCCAGAAUUUCCCCAAAAAAUAUGAAAUGGAUGUUUCACGAUGAUAAAGUCUGA